Alnus glutinosa is the source of this 2019-nucleotide messenger RNA. RefSeq names its product pentatricopeptide repeat-containing protein At5g62370-like. The transcript has a single exon. Lineage: Eukaryota; Viridiplantae; Streptophyta; Magnoliopsida; Fagales; Betulaceae. Gene Ontology annotation, molecular function: protein binding. The coding region runs from base 1 to 2019 and encodes 672 amino acids. The record is from RefSeq and is a predicted model, not a curated record.
AUGGCGGAGUGGGGAAUGCAACCUGAUGUGCUAACUAAUCAAAUUUUGAUCAGUAAGUUCUGCAGGGAAGGGAAAGUUGAUUUUGCUGUGAUGCUUUUGAAGAACAUGGUUAAUUGCAACUUAGCUCCCAAUGUGCACUGUUACACGGUUUUGAUAAAUGCUCUUUACAAGGAAAAUAGGCUAAUGGAAGUUGAUGAAUUGUACAAAAGCAUGCUGGAUAGUGGGGUUGUUCCUGAUCACGUGUUGUUUUUUGUCCUUAUGAAGAAGUAUCCAAAGGGGCAUGAGCUUCAGCUUGCUUAUAUGAUUCUGCAGGCAAUUGCCAAGAAUGGGUGUGGGUUUGACCCUUCUAUGCUCACAUUCUCUGCUAGUCUGAAUUCUACUGGAGAUUUGGAGAGAGAAAUUGAGAUUCUGCUUGAGGGAAUUGUGAGAAGUAACUUGAAUCUAGCUAAUGUGGCAUUCAGUGUUUUUAUCAGUGCCUUGUGUGAAGAAGGAAGGCCUGAUUAUGCUUUGCUUUGCAUGGAUAAAAUGGUUAGAGUUGGAUGCGUGCCUUUGCUUUUUACUUACAACUCUUUGAUCAAGUGUCUUUGCCAGGAGGGGCUUUUUGAGGAUGCUGAGUCCCUGAUUGACAUUAUGCAAGUUCGUGGGGUGGUCCCAGACCAAGCAACUUAUUUGAUAAUGGUAAAUGAACAUUGUAAACGAGGUGAUUGGGUGUCGGCAUUCGAUAUUCUGGACCAGAUAGAGGAGAGGGGACUGAGACCUAACGUUGCUACAUAUGACACUAUUAUUCGUUGUCUAAGCAGAGAUAAAAGAAUUUUUGAAGCAGAAGAAUUGUUUAAGAGGAUGCUCAAGUUUGGUGUGGAUCCUGAUGAGGUUGUCUAUAUGACGAUGAUUGAUGGCUACUCCAAGAAUGGAAGGGCAAUUGAAGCCCGCCAGUUGUUUGAUAAAAUGAUAGAGAAUUCCAUUCGGCCAAGUUCUUAUUCCUACACUGCACUUAUAAGUGGGUUAGUGAAGAAAAACAUGACUGAUAAGGGAUGCAUAUACCUUGAUAGGAUGUUGGCAGAUGGUCUUGAGCCAAAUGCGGUGUUGUAUACCUUGCUUAUUAACCAUUUCUUAAAGAAGGGAGAGUUUGAAUUUGCCUUUAGGUUAGUUGAUUUGAUGGACAAAAACCAGGUUGAACAUGAUCUUGUCAUGUAUAUCUCACUGGUCAGUGGUAUUAGCAGAAAUAUCACUGGUAUUAAGAAAGAAUGGUGCAUUUUAAAUAAAGGGUCUGAAAGGGCAACAGAAAUGUUGCUCCAUUUGCUCCAUCAGAGAACUCUAAUCCCAAGGGAAAAUAUUUUGAGAGUUUCUGUUAAUUCUCUUGAGGAAAUGAAAUGCUUUGUGUUGAAGCUGAUGCAGAAGGUUAAAGAGAUUAGGUUUAUGCCAAACUUGUAUAUAUACAACGGUAUAAUCUCUGGAUUUUGUAGGGCAGAACAGAUGCAGGAUGCCUAUGAUCAUUUUGAAAUGAUGCAAAAGGAGGGUGUACGUCCCAAUCAGGUGACUUAUACCAUUCUCGUUGAUGGGCAUAUCCAAUCGGGUGAUAUUGACAGUGCAAUAGGAUUGUUCAAUAAGAUGAAUGAAGAUGGUUGUGCUCCGGACAGAAUUGCGUACAAGACUUUACUGAGAGGCCUUUGUAAGGCUGGGAGACUACUUGAUGCUCUGUCAAUCUCAUAUAUGAUGCGUAAGAGGGGGAUUUUACCAAAUCGGGUUUCUUAUGAAUAUUUACUCGGUUGUUUUUGUUCUAGUGAUCUAAGUGUUCCUGCCUUCAAGAUAUUUGAAGAAAUGCUUGCUCAAAGUUAUAUACCUAGCCAGUUUAAUUGCAACCGGUUGUUUUGCAUAUUAUGCGAGAGUAAUAAAUUGCAUGAAGCUCGUAUAGUAUCUGAUAUGAUGCUUCAGAGAUGGAAAUCUCCAGAAAAUGCAACAAAGAGGCUUCUUCUGGAAGCGUGCUAUAAGGAAAGAGAAGUUAAUUUAGCAACAUGUUAA